UUAUAACAUCCCCUCGGCCGGCUCCCCCCUCAGUGCAGUUUCCUUGGAACCACCUUCCCUUCCACUGGCUCCGGUCUCCUCGCCCGUCAUCUGAGAAGCUCCUCGGCGGCUUAUCUUGGGCUCACUGUUUACCCUGUGCAGCCUGGCAACUGUCCGCAUGCCUGGAAUUAUCUCACGAGCUCCCUUUCAACACGUCACGAGAAGUUUUGCUGUCGUUUAGCCUGCUUCUGCAGGAGAAAAAAAGUGAGAGGAGUCUGGGGGUACAAGGUGAAGCCCGAGAAGGAGCGCUGGAACUCAGUCGCUGCUUUUGUCUGACUUUUCCGUCCUCGCUUCGUACGGCCCGCUUCGGGCGCUCGGUCGGGGAGCCGCUGCCUUGCAUGCGAUGGAUCACACGCUCUUCGGCUGCCUGCGCAGCCCCCACGCCUCCUCGCAGGCCCUGCACCCCGCCUUCGCGCAGUCCCCGCUGGCCCUGCACGGGCGCUCGGACCACGUCUCCUACCCGGAGCUGGCGGGCGCCUCGCCCCCCUGCGUGGGCUACCCGGGUGAGGAGGCGCUGUUCGUCGGAGGGCCCCACCACCGGGCGCAUCCCGGGCCGCAGCAUCACCCGCAGCCUCAGCCGCAGCCGCACCAGCACCAGCACCAGUCCAGCUGGCACAUUCCGCAGAUGCCCUCCUCCGCCCCCGCCAACCCCCGGCACAGCCUCUGCCUGCCUCCGCACAGCGCCGCCUCCCCGGACCUGGGCCCCGGCGGCCCCAGCUUGUGCGCCAGCACCCCCAGCCUGGGCGGCGGCGCCCCCACGGGGGCCUCCUGCGUACCCGGGGACUUUGGGCGCCAGACCCUGUCCCCCGCGGAGGCGGAGAAGCGCAACGGCAAGAGGAAGAGCGACAGCUCAGAUUCCCAGGAUGGGAAUUAUAAGUCAGAUGUAAGCAGCAAGCCCAGGAAGGAGAGGACUGCGUUCACCAAGGAGCAGAUUCGAGAACUCGAGGCCGAGUUUGCGCAUCACAACUACCUGACGAGGCUGAGGCGCUACGAAAUCGCCGUGAACCUUGACCUCACGGAAAGACAAGUGAAAGUUUGGUUUCAGAACAGACGGAUGAAGUGGAAGCGUGUGAAAGGAGGACAGCAGGGGGCUGUAGCUCGGGAAAAAGAACUGGUCAAUGUAAAAAAGGGCACACUGUUGCCUUCAGAGUUCUCGGGCAUCGCAGGACUCCGUCAUUCAGCAGACUCCCUUGUCAACGAGGACAGCCAUGACAGCGAUCAGAGCUCUGAUCAUGCUCACUUAUGAUAAACUGAAGAUCACGCCCAACCGCCGCUGGCCCUGCCUCCACACUCAGGAAACUCAUGUCUUCUGUAGGACAGCAUUUCUAAGAAAACAAUAAUAAAGCAAAAAUUACAUGGAGAUAUAUUUAGAAAUGCACAAAGGAAUGAGAUCUGUGGGGAUGUAAAAGUUGUUUUGUUUCACCAAAAGUUUUACACAAACUUUCAGAAAACUACAAUCAAGACAAAAUUAUUUCAAGCAUCAUCAGAAGUUUAAUAGACUGCACCGAUAAAAUGUGAUCCAGUGUCCAAAGAAGGAUUUUGAAUAUUGUUUUUACAGAGUUAAAAAGUUCCGAUUCGGCCUUUGUAUUGUGAACAUUCCAUACUGUAUGUCCUUUAAUGAAAAUGGGAAAGGUGUGUAUUAACUUUUUGCACUGUUGAUUACUUGCCUGUAUUGGUUUCUACUGUAUGUUCUGAAAGAUACGAUGAAAUCGAAUUAUGAUCAAAUCAAAUUUGCAGGAGAAUCAAAUAAUUAUUUUGUUCAGCAUAUAUUUGUAUAUAUACAAAUUGUGUAAAUAGCUGUACCUUCAUUCAUUCUAACAAUUUCCUAUCUACAGUA
Molecule: messenger RNA, 1876 nt
Organism: Scleropages formosus (Asian bonytongue)
Lineage: Eukaryota; Metazoa; Chordata; Actinopteri; Osteoglossiformes; Osteoglossidae
Gene: meox2a
Product: mesenchyme homeobox 2a
Exons: 3
Coding region: 383-1285 (300 amino acids)
Biological process (GO): somite development; positive regulation of transcription by RNA polymerase II
Cellular component (GO): nucleus
Molecular function (GO): DNA-binding transcription factor activity, RNA polymerase II-specific; RNA polymerase II cis-regulatory region sequence-specific DNA binding
Source: RefSeq, a predicted model, not a curated record